Salvia splendens (bonfire salvia) is the source of this 885-nucleotide messenger RNA. RefSeq lists its product as uncharacterized. The transcript has a single exon. Gene Ontology annotation, molecular function: catalytic activity. Bases 1 to 885 code for a protein of 294 amino acids. Lineage: Eukaryota; Viridiplantae; Streptophyta; Magnoliopsida; Lamiales; Lamiaceae. The record is from RefSeq and is a predicted model, not a curated record.
AUGCCGUGGUUUAUUGGAGGGGACUUUAACACAAUCCUCUCUUCUCAAGACAGGACGGGGAGCGACAUAAAUCGUCAAGCGGAAAUGGUUGAUUUUGUUGAAGCCAUUGAGGACUGUGGUCUUAUGGACCCAGGCUAUGAUGGAUCAGAUUUCACCUGGGCUAAGAAUGGCCUUAUGGAAAGGUUGGAUAGGGUGCUGAUUAGCGAGACGACGGCUCAAACGUUUGAGGCGAUAAGAGUCACAAAUCUCCCACGCAUCGCGUCUUACCACGGACCUCUCUUUGUUAGAUGCAGGCCGACUAACAUCUUUACAGGCGGGAAAGCAUUCCGGUUCCAAAACAUGUGGGUCCGGCAUGAGGGAUUCCGUGACUUGGUAAAAGAAGAUUGGAUGGCUCCCACGGAGGCCGAGGGCAUCCUCAAUUUGAAGAUCAAGUUAGCAAGGAUCAAGAGUACGCUUAAAAGGUGGAACAAAGAGGUGUUUGGGAAUAUUCACUCCAACUUAAAAACCUGUGAAGAAAACAUUGCAGAGGCACAAGCGGAGUUUGAAGGUGACCCCUCGGCCCGAAAUAGAACGGAGGUCAACAAACAAAUUGCCGAGUACAUAUUACUUCUUAAAAUGGAGGAAGAUUUUUUGCGGCAGAAGGCGGCCCUCCGUUGGCUAGAAGAAGGGGAUAAAAAUACUAGGUUCUACCAAAGCUGGGUGAAGCAGAAGAAGAUCCGGCUACGCAUCCACAAGAUCAACGCUAAUGGGUGUGAACUCACGGAUGACAAGGCCAUCAAAGAAUCGGCUGUUGAGUUCUUUCAGAACCUCCUAGCCCCGAGCUAUCCGGAACUUGCCAAUCCGGACCUAAGCCUCCUACAACGCCUCCCCCCUUGGAGCUUUUGA